AUGAAGACCCUCAUCUUGUUAGCGGCCGUAUGCGCCGUCGGGCUCAGCAUGGUUCGCGUCCCCAUGGAGAAACGCGGUGCCCUUAAGCGGCCAAACCUAAAGGCUAUCAGCCAACGUCUUCGCAGCCGUCACGACAAGACUUACCAACUCGUCCAGAAGGACGCUUACCAAGAGGGUCUCUCCGAUUAUGAGAAUGCCCAGUACUACGGCUCCGUCACCAUCGGAACCCCUGCCCAGAACUUUGCUAUCCUUUUCGACACUGGCUCCUCCAACCUGUGGGUGCCAUGCGCCGACUGCAAGAUCAGCAACAUUGCCUGCAUGCUUCACAAGAAGUUCGACUGCAAGAAGUCGAGCACCUGCACCGCCACUGGAGCUCCGUUCGAGAUCCAGUACGGCAGUGGCUCUAUGGCCGGAGUUGUCGACAACGACGUUGUUUGCUUCGGAGGCCUGAGCAGCGGCUUCUGCACUGACAAGACCCAAGGCUUCGCCUGCGCCGAGACCGAGCCCGGAAUCUCGUUCGUUGCCGCCAAGUUCGACGGUAUCCUCGGUAUGGGCUGGGACUCGAUCUCCGUCAACAAGAUCCCGCAGCCAAUGGACCAGAUCUUCGCCAACAGCGGCAUCUGCCCCCAGCAGCUGUUCGCCUUCUGGCUGAACCGUGACCUCGACGACAACGCCAACGGCGGAGAGAUGACCCUCUGCGGAACCGACACCGCCCACUACUCUGGCAACAUCGCCUGGGAGCCGCUGAUCGCCGAGGACUACUGGCGCAUCCAGCUGGACUCGAUGAGCAUCAAGGGUAAGCAGGUCGCCACCAAGAUCGCCGCCAUCGUCGACACCGGUACCUCGCUCUUGGCUGGACCCACUGACGCCGUCAAGGAGAUCCAAAAGCAAAUCGGAGCCUUCUCGCUCGGCAACGGCGAGUACAUGGUCGACUGCAACCUGAUCCCCCUCCUCCCCAAGGUCACCUUCACCCUUGGAGGACAAGACUUUGUCCUCGAGGGCAAGGACUACGUCCUCAAGAUCACUGAGCAGGGAGAAUCCGUGUGCCUCUCCGGCUUCAUGGGCAUCGACAUCCCGGCCCCGAACGGACCUCUCUGGAUCCUUGGAGAUGUCUUCAUCGGCCGUUUCUACUCCGUCUUCGACCGACAGAACAUGCGCGUCGGAUUCGCCCAGUCCAAGAAACAA
Messenger RNA from Mesorhabditis spiculigera, 1185 nucleotides. The record is from the annotation of a GenBank genome assembly. Lineage: Eukaryota; Metazoa; Nematoda; Chromadorea; Rhabditida; Rhabditidae.